AUGUUUUGCCGACCUUUCCUUCAGUCCUGGAUGUCCAGGGAUAAUUCGUGUUCUGCACUGUCUCGCAGUGUGCGGCCGCGGUCGCCAUGGCAGAAGAUGUGUAGGCGGCCCGCCGCGGGGGCCACAGCAGCUGCCACGGGCCAAACCUGGAGAAUGCGGGAGUUGUCCGUGCGAGAUCAGGGCGGCAUGAGUCUCAGUGCUUUCGUUCUCUUAUUCUGCUUCACUUGUUUUACUCAAUGCCCUGUGGUUGCCUUCACGUCUGAAUCUCUUGACUUUCACUGGCCGGGUUCACGGAUCGUGGCCAUCGGCGAUCUUCACGGGGACCUGGGGAAUACAGUGUUAUUGUUAUACGGAGCUGGUGUGGUGGAUGAAAACGGGGACUGGAUUGGCGGCGACACCCUUCUGGUUCAAACUGGAGACAUCGUAGAUAGAGGCCCUGACGGAAAGCGUAUAUACGACUACUUUGCGCGUCUGUCUUCGCAGGCGAGGGAGCGUGGCGGCAAGGUUGUUCAGCUUCUUGGUAACCACGAUGUCAUGAAUAUUUGUGGAGAUUUCAGAUAUGCACACCCUUCAGAGACAAAGGAGUUUGGAGGACCAUCCGGGCGCCGUCGGCAGUUUAUGGAUGAUGGAAGUUAUGGCCGAUUGCUUCGAUCGUACCCAGCGGCCGUCAAGGUGGAUGGAGUCGUCUUUUCCCAUGCUGGUAUUCCGAAGGAGUUUGCCGAUAUGGGACUUUUGAAACUUACAAACCAGCUUCACGAAGAACUAGCUGACGAUUGCAAACUUCACAACACCCGUUUCUACAACGAGGUCACUGCGUUAUCGCCGUCCAGUGAUUUAUUUGUGGCUGGCUCUCAUGGACCUCUCUGGACCCGCGUUUUCUCCAUGGGGGAGACGUCGAGGAUUUGUGAGGAGCUUGACAAUACCCUAGCGGCACUGGGGGCUGGAAAAAUGGUUAUCGGUCACACAGUGCAGGAAUCUGGUAAUAUUGAAGCGUACUGCGAUGGGAGGCUCCUCCUCAUUGACACGGGAAUCAGUAGGUACGUAGCUAAUUCGCCCAGGAUGCUUGAAAUUCAUGAUGGAGCUUUCUAUGAGUGGAAGGCCGAUGUCGCGGAGCAGGGCAGCGGUGAGCCUCGAGUGCGGGCUAGCAAGCGUCGACUGAAUGUGCCAGCGCUGAGGGAACAGCCUGACGCGGACAGCCCGCCACAACGCGGCGACGAUGACACAGCGCGAGCACAAACUCCUCCGCCGGAGGGAGCUCGAAGCGAUGAACUCUAA
Messenger RNA from Besnoitia besnoiti, 1275 nucleotides. Its product is annotated as Ser/Thr phosphatase family protein. Gene Ontology annotation, molecular function: hydrolase activity. Bases 1 to 1275 code for a protein of 424 amino acids. The transcript has a single exon. The record is from RefSeq and is a predicted model, not a curated record. Lineage: Eukaryota; Apicomplexa; Conoidasida; Eucoccidiorida; Sarcocystidae.